Galleria mellonella (greater wax moth) is the source of this 3095-nucleotide messenger RNA. RefSeq names its product mucin-3A-like (gene NimA). The transcript is spliced from 8 exons. The record is from RefSeq and is a predicted model, not a curated record. Bases 176 to 2782 code for a protein of 868 amino acids. Lineage: Eukaryota; Metazoa; Arthropoda; Insecta; Lepidoptera; Pyralidae. Gene Ontology annotation, molecular function: protein binding.
CUCAACUGUAAUUCGGGCAACACGCGGACUCUCCCGCAUUCAUGUUCGCCUAGUACUUUAAAACAGUGAGUGACUAUCGAACUGUGAAUAUAAUCCAAAAUAGCUGAUUACCAUGAGUUCAUAAACGAAAAAAAAUACUAAAACAAUCAAAAAUGGACCGUCGUAAGUGGUAAAAAUGUGUGUGUCAGUGUCCCCAUGGACAAUAAAGUCGAAGAUAUGGUGUGUGGUGACGGUGGUGACCAUUGCUGUGCUAGUGGAAGUGGCCAGCCUCAAUGGAGCCAACGUAUGCAUGGUCAAACAGAAAUACAACAUAACAAAACGCGUGAAGUACCGCGCGCCGAUGUCUGUACGGACCUACGAGUGGUGCUUCAACAUGCCACCACGUUGUUCCCGCUGGAGCACAGAGAUGAGAGAUCUUACCAGGCUCGAGACAGAAGAACGUGUAGCAGAAGUGGCGAUUUGCUGUCCCGGCUACAAAAUGCAGGACGUCUCGUGCAUCCCGAUCUGUCCUAAUGGGAAAACCGGACACAAGUGCUCCGAGGAUUGUCCAAUCAACAAAUGGGGUCCGAACUGUGUACAUGAUUGUAAACAGUGUGAUCAUGGUACGUGCUCUCCUGAGACAGGGCAGUGUGUUUGCAGGGACGGAUGGCAAGGUGAGAGAUGUCAAAUCAGCAUGUCCACCACAGCUGCAACCCCCGUGAUGAAAGAAUUACUAACAACAAUAAAAACAACUAUUCAAACAAUUCCAUCUACUACUAAAUCAACUAUUACAACUGUCGGUUUAGCGCCUGACACAACGACUGUGGCAAUAAGGCCUACAACCUCAAUUAUUGUUACUACUUUAACAGUGAAAAAUACAUCGCCUUUUACUUCUACCACUGAAACAAUAACGACAAAUGUUACGCCAGUUCUAACUACAAAAUGGGAAACUGCACACAACAAUAAUACUCUGGAUUAUUCGCAUAAAACUACAAAACCAGUUACAACGGAGGUAACAAAACGAUUCCUGGCUGAUAAUUCAGUUUACAACAGAACAGAGUCGACUACUAAAAUAACUAAAAGCAAUAUUACUUACGAAACAACAUCAACAGUGCGAUUAUUGAAAACACUUCCUACUUUACAGACUACCAGUUCACCUAUAAAACCAUUAUCGUCUGCUACACCUAAAACAAACGUUAUAUUAUCAAACAAGGAAACCAAAGUAAAUGUCGAUACCACGAGAAAACCUGAUACAACAUUAAGAGUGCAACCAACUACAUUAAAAUUUAAACCGAAAGAAAUAUGGAUAAGACCAGCACAGAAAGGUGAAUCUCCUAUAUUAGAAAUAAAAUCGAAUGCCAAUCAUGAUCAUGUGAAACACAAACACAUAACAAAGAAAGAACUUGAAAGUACAACGCCAAAAACUAUUAUUGUUUCUAUAAUACCUACAUCGGUUUCAUAUGCAACUUUUAAGAAAAUAGCAUUAGCCACAGUACCUUACAUGGCUCAAAAAAAUAGUACUACUGCGAAAUCACAUAGACAUGCAGUGGAAGGGUUCACAAACUCUAUGUCAGUUCAAACGUCUACAUCCAUUCCUUCCAUCAAUAAGUUGAAUACAUUAUCGCUAAAGCAAAUUAGUUUGUCCACAACUACAAACCUUUCAUAUCGAAAUGUGACUAAAUCCGCACCAACUACAUUAGCUCCCACAAAAAGGACUGCAAAAGAACUCGGUGUAAAAAGUAAAACUAACAGCAUGUCAAGCACGUUCUCUGUUAAUCUUAACUCUCCUAUUUCUCUAACAACGAUCUCUUCGAUUAACACCAAACCAACAACUAAACAUCGUGAUGUGAUAACGACAAAAUCAUCAAAAAUGGCUUUAAAGACUACCACGAAAUCGGACGUAAAUCAACAAACAGAAAGUAUGCAAAUAAAUAAGACUGAAACAUUUAAUAAAAAAGAAUUAAGUAGCCCGAAAGCAGAAUAUCCGAAAGAAAGAAAAAAAUUUAUAAAAAACGCACCCGGAAUGAGUAACAGUACUAAACUGAAUGUUUCGAAUGUUUCUAACACUAAAACUAAUACAGUAACCGAUCAACCAAAAGAAGAUGAAGAAGUAUUUCAUAUUUUGACAGAGCCGGAGCAUAUUACUGCGGUAAUGGGUGAGAAAGGGACAGAUAGAACGUCAGUUGAUCUCGUUUCGGUGAUAAGCAUCGCUGGAGGAGUGAUGAUGGCAAUCAUUACAGUAGCAGUAAUUGUAGUGAUGAUAGAAAGAUGUAAGCGGCCUAGAUAUGAGGAUGUACGUAAAUUAAAUGAUAUCAGAAUGCAAGUCAUGAUCGAUAACAAUGACGUCCCUCCACCUUAUGUACGAAGUAUCUUCCAUACGCCUUUACCAGAUCCACCAACUUCAGAAAAAUGUCAUUAUCAACCAAUAUCGACAUUAGAUCGAAACUUAAAACAAUUUAUGAGGCCUGUUGUAGUACAAACAAUUUCACCAAUCAUGCUAGAAAACUUCAGAGGUAUUCUAGAAUGUCAUUAUGACCAUUUACCACGAAGAGACCACGAUUUCGGAACUAUGCCCGUUCGCGGUACAGCGACAUCUGUUAACUAUAGCAAUGAACUUCGAGCACAACGCGCUUACUCUGUAACCGAGUCUACCAUAGAAGCAUUGAAAUGCGAAGCUAAAUUAGAUGUUAUUGAUACUACAACUGCUGAACCUCUUUAUGCUGAAAUUCCUUGUUGGAGGCCGCCUUCGGAGCAUGCUAUCGAAGUAAUAAACACAAAUGGCGAAGCUGUUACCGAAUUAUGACUGCGUAAAUUUUAAUAUCUUGUAUAAGUAAUAGAUGGCGCUAUAACUCAAAAUGAAUGUUUUCUAAUAAGUAAUGUAAUGUGAAUGUUAUUACUUAGAACAUAAUUAGAAAUAUUAUUAAAUCAAAGACUUUGUGAAGUGACUCAUAUUUGUGUGGAUAAUGUUAACAAUGUUUUAUUAGUAAGUUCCAAGACUAUGUACCUAAAUAAAUAAUAAUUAAGUAAUAUUUCGCUUUAUUUUCAUUAAAAUAUAUCUCAAGAACUUAAGUAUUUAUUAGUAAUUCAGGUACAGUAGGUCCAAUUUUAUCACCAAC